UUCUCAUUUGCCACUUACUGCUGCGAUCGCUAGAACUGGUUUUGCUGUGUUUGGGAGCCAUUAUGCACUUCACGCGGACUACUCUAAUGAGGCGCUCCAGAAUUCGGUGCCAGAGAACGCAGCCGCAGCCGGGAACUAAUGCCGGACUCCGAAGAUCUGUUACGCACUUCCGUUUCUUGUCCGUCGCUGCCAAUCGAGUUCUGAUGCCCCGCCCCUUCCGUUUUGGAAAAAAAAAAAAGCUUCCCCAGAAAGCCUUCUUCCGGCAGGAGCUGUGCAGCUCCUUAUGAUGGGGACAAUUCAUCUUUUUCGAAAACCUCAAAGAUCUUUUUUUGGCAAGUUAUUACAGGAAUUUAGACUUGUAGCAGCUGACCGAAGGUCCUGGAAGAUCUUGCUCUUUGGUGCAAUAAACUUAGUAUGUACUGGCUUCCUGCUUAUGUGGUGCAGUUCUACUAACAGUAUAGCUUUAACUGCCUAUACUUACUUGACCAUUUUUGAUCUUUUUAGUUUAAUGACAUGUCUAAUAAAUUAUUGGGUAAUGAUGAGAAAACCUAGCCCUGUCUACUCAUUUGGAUUUGAAAGGUUAGAAGUCCUGGCUGUAUUUGCCUCCACAGUCUUGGCACAGUUGGGAGCCCUCUUGAUAUUAAAAGAAAGUGCAGAACGUUUUUUGGAGCAACCUGAGAUACACACGGGAAGAUUAUUAGUUGGUACAUUUGUGGCUCUUUCUUUCAACCUGUUUACGAUGCUUUCUAUUCGGAAUAAACCUUUUGCUUAUGUCUCUGAAGCUGCUAGUACGAGUUGGCUUCAAGAGCAUGUUGCGGAUCUCAGUCGAAGCGUGUGUGGAAUUAUUCCAGGACUUAGCAGCAUCUUCCUUCCCCGAAUGAAUCCAUUUAUUUUGAUUGAUCUUGCUGGAGCAUUUGCUCUUUGUAUUACGUAUAUGCUAAUUGAGAUUAAUAAUUACUUUGCUGUGGACACUGCCUCUGCUAUAGCCAUUUCUCUGAUGACAUUUGGCACUAUGUAUCCUAUGAGUGUGUACAGUGGGAAAGUAUUACUUCAGACAACACCACCUCAUGUUAUUGGUCAGCUGGAUAAACUUAUCAGAGAGGUAUCUACCUUGGAUGGAGUUUUGGAAGUCCGAAAUGAGCAUUUUUGGACCCUAGGUUUUGGCUCAUUGGCUGGAUCAGUGCAUGUAAGAAUUCGACGAGAUGCAAAUGAACAAAUGGUUCUUGCUCAUGUGACCAACAGGCUAUACAGUCUGGUGUCUACUCUGACUGUUCAGAUUUUCAAAGAUGAUUGGAUUAGGCCUGCCUUACUGUCUGGGCCUGUCGCAGCCAAUGUCCUAAACUUUUCAGAUCAUCAUAUAAUCCCAAUGCCUCCUUUAAAGAGUACUGAUGAUUUGAAUCCUGUCAUAUCAACUUCAGCUAAACCUAGUAGCCUACCUCCAGAAUUUUCAUUUAACACCCCUGGAAAAAAUGUGAGCCCAGUUAUUCUUUUAAACACACAAAUGAGGCCUUAUGGUUUGGGUCUUAAUCACGGAUACACACCUUAUAGCAGCAUGCUUAAUCAAGGACUUGGAGUUCCAGGAAUUGGAGCAACCCAAGGAUUCAGGACUGGUCUUAUAAAUACACCAAGUAAAUCUGGAACUAACAACAGAAUUGGACAACCUAGGCCUUAAUGUACCUCUAGUGUGUAUUUAUGAGGAAUUUUGACUUCUUGACCUCUGAUUUGUUGUUAUCCAACUUUGCAUUGACUGUUCAAUUAUUUACUCAUUUACUCUAAAUGUUAGAGAAUAGUAAUCUUAUUCAUAUUUCAUGAAACCUAUGAAACUAUAUUUUUGUGAAACGUAUUUGGGGCAGUGAGAUCCAUCUAAAUGUAAUAGGCUUUAAAUAAGCUUGCUUUAUAGACUGUGUUUCUCUAAAUUUGAGUUUUGUUCUCUGUGGUAUUGUAGUUAACUGCUGUGUGGACAUAAACUUUUUAAGAGAACCACCUGAUAGAGUGGAUCCUGUCAUGUAAUUCAUAACGCAGCAUUUUCUUCAGUGAAAUUUGUAAACUUGCUUCAAUGAGUAACGCAUUCUAGGAAAAAAAAAGUUCUGAAAUUAAGUAAUUUUGUAGCUUUUCAAACUUUAUUGCUACCUUCUUUCUUAAGGGCCUCCUGAAUUCUGUCUUACAAAGUAAAAGCAAACCUUUUUUUAAGUAGACAUUUUAGAACAAUUCUAACAAAUUUCAAAAGUUUUAAUUAUCAGGGUUUUUUUUUUUAGUUUUUCUCAUUAGAAAAUUUUAAUACUGCUUGUAAAUAGUUCAUGGUUCUCAGUGUUUUAUUUUGGAUAAAUGAAUACCACAUCCUCUGAUGAUUUGCAGUGAAAGAAUAGUUUUUCUGUCUUAUGUAUAACUGAAUACUGGCAUAAUGAUAUUUUUAAGUUUAAUUAGUAAAAUACAUCAAAUUCCAUAUCUUUUCAGAGUUGAAUAAAAGUGUUUUGAGUUUAUAUAAGUUUACCAAAACAUAAGAACCUUAUAGUAUACAAUAUUGUUAGGUCUGCAGUAGGCAGUUUCUAACUUUUUUUUGUUUUGCUUUGUCAAAAAUAGUGAAUUGUUAACUGUCAGGAAAUAUGAGAAUCAUGUAGAUUGUGAUGUUUAUUUUGAUUGUUUUCCAGAUACAAAUUUUAAGGACUUUCCAUCAUGAUCUGUGUUACAAAAAAAUAUAACAAGUAGCAGUCACAAAUUACCUAUGAGGUUUAUUCAUUUUAUCGUAAAUUCUAUGAUUACAGUUUUGAAAAAAAGAAUUUCGAGAGUGCAUACAGCUUUCCUAGAAUCCAGUGUUCCUAGAGAUUUAUGACUUUCCCAGCUAUUGGACAGCUAUCCAGAGAUUUUUGGUUUUGUAAAAUUUGCAGCAGUUUCUUCCGUCCACUCAUACUUCCAAAUCCUAUUUCCUCACAGUGGAAUGACCAGCAUCCAAGAAAUUGCCUGUGACAAGCAGAAUUGCAGUUGUUCUGUGGUGAUAAGUGACCAUGUCCAAAAUAACUUUUGCAUGGUGAGGGGUCAGUCAUUGUCUUUGCCAUCUGCAACCCCAUUCAGGCAUUUAUUUGACCUGCUGAGGAAGUAGAGCCCACAGCUACCUGACUGCUAAGGAAAAUGAAACUUGGUAAAAUGUAGUAAGGCAACUUGUUCCUUGUCCUUUGUCUUGUGUUCUCCAGCUAUUACUGUACCUAUUAUUGGUCUACUCCUACAGGGUGAUUUUUCCUCCACUGACCUCAACUAAAUGUGAAUUGGGGUCAUGCAUGACAUCUGAAGGACUACCAUGUACUGAGUCAUGAUUAAGAGCUAUGUGCUACCAUCCCAUGCACAUCUUCUCCAUGGGAUUUUAAAAGUGUUGAGGUACUGACCACAGUUUUGUAUGAGGUCAUAUGCCUACUCCCUCAACACCUGUGCAGCUGUCCCACCAAAUGUGCUUUAGUAUCCACCUACACUAUUUGAGAAUGGGUACUCAGAGUUGCCUGUGGGUUCUAAAGGAACUGGCUCUAUCUGAUGAAUUUCAGUAAUGCCAACUGCUACAGGUGACAUUGGCCAAUGCAUUAUUAUAUAGAUAAGUCUUGUUUGCCAAGCUUUGGCCAGUUUCUGGAUAUGAAAACAAAGGACUUUGCCAGCAUAGAUCUAUAGGCUACAACCUUACUAUUAGAUCUUGCCACAGAAUCACCUGAAACUACACAAAGAAGGAAGUUUGAAUUAGAUUCUUGGCCCAAGAUUUAUGAUUGAGAGCCAGCUCCAUGGACUGUGUUGAGAAGUCACUGUAUUGUAAUGGAAAAAACACUGGACCAGGAGGCAAGAGAUUUGUAUUUCAAUCCUGAUUGUGCCACUAUGUAAGUAGUCUUGUAACCAGGAGAAGUCAUUUAACUUCUCUGAGCUUUCUGUCAUCUGUAAAGUUAGGGAGGUGAGUGAAUUAGCUGAUCUGUAAAAUAUCAGCUCUAAUAUUUUAUGGCUAACUCCGCAGAAUAUAUGCCCACUUGCUUAACAGAUUAUUGUGCCCAGAAUUUGUUUGCAGUCACUACCUCAGCAUACACCCAAGCCAUUAAUUUGAAGUGCAUGAGAAUAGGUGAACCACAUGCUAACACCAUUUAGAUUUUUGUUUUUUGCUUUGAUUUAAAUCUCUUAAACGGAUUUUCCUUAGACUUCUUUCUUUGUGGGGAAGGGUUAUUUUUGAGGAUGUUGGAGAAAAGAUUAAGGCAAGGUACCUUAGCUUCUGUAGGGUACAGAAGAAUGAGAUACACUUUUCCUUUCUUAUUAAUCUCUGAAGUAAUGGCUGGAAUUACAUACAUGCAUCAGCUGCUGGAGAGGGCCUGAACUUCACGCCUCUGAUUUAGCUGCUUGAAAACUGCCAAUUUUUGCUUAAUUAAAGAAUGUCGGUCCUUUUGGGGAGUGUGAUCUGCUUUUAAUACAAGAAAGUGCUUUUUACAUUACAAAUCAUUUUAAUUAAGCUGAUUAAAGAACAUAUAUGGAGUUUUCUCUGAUUUUAAAUAAUUGUGGUUUUUUUUUUUUUCCAACAGCUGUUUAUUGAUAAUUAGUGCAUAUUCAGCAAACAUUGACAGUCUUCUACAUGCAGACACUGUUCUAAGUAAAUAUGCAUAUGAUACCUCAGUCUUUGUGACCUGCUGUUCUUGGGGCAAGGGAAACACAAAGAUGAACAAGAAUCCCUUCCUUCAAGGAGCUGAUAAUCCUAGGAGGGGAGAUGAGACACAAAACUAUUGCACAUGUCAUCAGUUUAAACUCCUUCCACCCCUUCCUCUUUAGCCUCCUUUUCUGGCAUCCUCCUCUUUUCAUCCUAAAUGAUGAAACUAAGAAAGUAGAUUUCCAUGGGAGAGGAUAGCUAGGGAGGUGAUGGUGCCGUACCAUCCUGGUAUCAGUAAAGAAGAAAAAGUUUAAAAGGAGAUAAUUUUUUUAAUUUUUUAUUGUGCUUUUUUUUUAAGUGAAAGUUUACAAACCAAGUCAGUCUCUCAUACAAAAACUUAUAUACGCCUAGCUGUAUACUCCUAGUUGCCCUCCCUCUAAUGAAACAGCACACUCCUUCCUUCCACUCUCUAUUUUCGUGUCCAUUCAGCCAGCCUCUGAUCCCCUCUGCCCUCUAAUCUCUUCUCCAAACAGGACCUGCCGACGUAGUCUUGUGUGUCUGCUUGAUCCAAGAAGCUCACUCUUCACCAGUAUCAAUUUCUCUCCCAUAGUCCAGUCCAAUCCCUGUCUGAAGAGUUGGCUUUGGGAAUGGUUCCUGUCCUGGGCUAACAGAAGGUCUGGGGACCAUGACCUUUGGUGUCCUUCUAGUCUCAAGUCAGACCAUUAAGUCCGGUCUUUUUUGAGAAUUUGAGCCCUGCAUCCCACUGUUCUCCUGCUCCCUCAGGGGUUCUCUGUUGUGUUCCCUGUCAGGGCAGCCAUCAGUUGUAGCCAGGCACCAUCUAGUUCUUCUGGUCUCAGGAUGAUAUAGUCUCCAGUUUAUGUGGCCCUUUCUGUCUCUUGGGCUCAUAAUUACCUUGUGUCUUUGGUGUUCUUCAUUCUCCUUUGCUCCAGGUGGGUUGAGACCAAUUGAUGCAUCUUAGAAGGCUGCCUGCUAGCAUUUAAGACCUAAAAGGAGAUAAUUUUUAAAGGGAAAAAUUACCCUGUGAAGAAGGAUCAUUCUUAGGUGUAGAAUGCAUUGCCAUAGAGUUGGUGUGCUUUCAGACUCUUGGAUUAUAUAAGCAAACAUUUUAAAAUCACUAGAAUGAAAGUAAUGAGGCCCCCAGAGCAUUUGUUGGCUUAGAGCACCCUUUAUUUAAGCAGUUACUAGUUUAAAAUUACCUUUAAUAACAAUGAGAUCUUCAUCAUCAAAUUGCCACCCAAUGAGCCUAGCUUCUUGCAAAAAAGUUAACUUGGAUAACACAUGGCCAAGUUUUCUGACUAAUGCUGCAUUGGGUAAAAAUCCUUUAGUGCUGAAGUCAAAAAACACUAACUGUUGAAGAUUUUCAAAUACGUCCAUGAAGGCAAGCCAUCCAUCAUUGCUCACACAGUUGCCUGCCAAAUCCAGCUGCUGGAAGUUUUUCAGAGUGCUUCUCAAAAAAUGCACCAGGUAAAGAAAAAAGUCAGUUGGAAACAAAACAAUUUUUUAAGAAAAAAAAAAGGUUCUGUAUGUUUAUUUUACAUAUAUGUAUUUAUUCAAAAUAGCCGUAUUUGGACAAGUGCUUUGCUUUAGAAGGAGAACAGAAUUCUCUAUAGAUAGAGCAGUGAUUGCAAAUCUAUAUAUUUACAAAUUAUAUUUUCCCUAAAGUAUAACGGACUCUGAUAAGCAGCAGUAAGUAGUAGUUUAACAAAUAUAAAUGAAGUAUUUUUCCCCCCUUCCUGACUUUUCCAGGAAACGGAAGGUUGCUUAAAAAUUGAAGCAUGAAAGAUGCUAUUAAAUAUUUAGUACUUGUUUUCAAUACUGGAGUCAGAUAUCAGCAAUAUUGGGUCAUUUCCUCUUCUGGAGAAUCAAACAUUUCCUAACUAUUGUUUCUUUGGAUAUGGAAUGUUUGUUCCUAACUGUAAAGUUGAGUUAGUAAAAAAUCAUUUGUACCUAAGAUUUUUUUUUUUUUUUUAAAGUUCAGCCUCUCUUUAGCCUCUUCAGAAAGUUCCUUUACUCCUUCCAGUAUAGGGCACCUUCUAUAAAGAGAAGGUGGAUAUCCUGUCUUUCUGAUACACAAAAAGUGUAGACUUUUUUCAGGUUCAUUACGUCCCUGAGUGGUGCAAACAGUUUGUGCUCAUCUACUAGCAUAAAGGUUGGUGGUUUGAACCCACCCAGUGAUGCUACUGCAGAAAAGUCCUGGUGAUCUGCUUCCAUAAAGAUUACAGCCAAGAAAACCCUAUAGGGAGUUCCACUCUAUAACACAUGGGGUUGCCCUGAGUCAGAAAUGACUCAACAGCAAUGGGUUUGGGAAUUUUGUUUGUUUGUUUUGGUCUUCCUUUCCAUGUUAUCAGUUUAGAUAGUACUGGAAUUCAGUUGAGUUUUCCAAGAAGAAAAAAUAACUCUUUCAGGUCACAAUAUACAACCAUGCAAGAUGGCCAGUAUUCACCACUAGGAUUUUACAACCCGUUAGGUUGUGCAAAGUGGCAGCCCUACCCUCUUUUCUGGGUAACUAAGUUAACUCAGAAAUAUGUAGGUGGGCAGUCUGGCAGAUUGAACAAGGGAAAUCUAUUCCUUACAUGUUCUAAAUCUGAGCCAUCUCCCACAAAUUGCAGAAGACAUGUAUGCCUGGUUUAUCAAUCUGCAUUAUUCUGCUCAUCUCAGCAAGUUUGGUUGUACUGUAUCUCACCCAUCUUAGCAUGGGGGUUUAAUUUGUUUUAUACUAAAUUUGUGUUGUUGGGAGAUGUAUGAUAUUACAUAAUGUUAUGGUUCUGUAUUCAGGGUUCAAGAGAGAGACUUCUAGAAAAAAGCUUUUAAAAGUCUCUUUGUCUCAGGGCCGAAGACCACUGAUCUGCACAGACAAAAGGCAACAGGAAGCUAAAUAAUUCAAGUUAAAGAAGCAAAGCUUCAGUGCCAUGCAGCCAGUCAGAAGGUCAAUAAGCAAAGACUGUGUACUUUCUGCUACCAGUAAUGAGGGCUCCAGACAGGAACAGUCCUUUGUGUCUGAACAGCUUGUGUGGGUUGAGGUCAACUGAGGUAGGCACUGAGACUAUUCCUUACCCACUUUCAGUAAGGGUGUUUAUCAGCACCCCACUGAGGAGAUGUGGGAUCAGACGUCACUAUGUGGCCUUUUGUAACUUAUUCAGUGCCAAUAAGUACAGUAUAUGGAAUAUAGUGCUCAUUCCAGUUAAUGUCAGCCAUCAUUUUUAUCACCUUCAUAAGGUCUUGAGUUUAAAAAGCUCUUCAGGUUGUUCUUUACAUAAAUCUGAAGUGCAUGGACACUGUCUGACCAUAGCCAAGAUACUAGUGGCAAGAGUGGGCAAAACCAGGUACCAAAAAAGACCAAACCCGUUGGCAUUGCUUCAAUUCCAACUCAUGGCAACCCUACAAGACAGAGUAGAACUGCCCCAUAGGGUUUUCAAGGAUUCAAACUACUGACCUUUUGGUUAGCAGCCAAGCUCUUAACCACUGCACCACCAGGGCCCCAAGACCAGGUAAGGAAGACCAUUUUCAGGGUUCUACCUUCAUGUCUCUUUACUAUGGCUAGUGCGCUACAUGCCACUAAAAUAAUUUCUGGGCCAUCCUUUCUCUGCUCGUGUUGCCUUGCAGAGUGAAGCAGAAUGUUUAUUCCCCCAAAUUUGUCUCUCCUUAUUCCAUAGUCAUAGUAUUUUAGCUGGGCAUAUGACCACUCAGACUUCAUAAGCCAGUCUCCUUUCAAGCUAGUUGUAGGUAAAUUUUUGUCAAGGAAGUGUAGGCAGAAGUGAUGCAUCACUUUGGAAAAAAAAGUAAUUGCCCUCCACUUCCACAGUUCUCUCCUUCCAGUAGGUUGAAAUGCUUACAUGGCAGUGACCCAACUAUAACAUGAAGACAAGGACAAUACUAAGAAAUAGAGGGGUCAAAAGGAAGAAAGUCUCUGGGUCUGUGAAAGACCACACAGAGCAAAACCACCCCACCUGCCUGGCCUGUUCACUUCUGGACUGUUUUAUGAGAGGGAAAUAAAGUUCUAUCUUUUGUAAGCUAUGUAAAAAUGGGUCUCUGUUAUACCAGUUUAGUCUGUGCCCAGCCUAACUAAUUCAUAGGGCCUCCAUUUUUCCUUUUUCCCAUUAGGAGUCCUUCUUUAUUCCUUGUAGGGUGGUGGUCUCCCUGCUCUCUUAUACUGCGUGUCCUUUCUGACUUACCCUCUUUUCCAUGUGUUCCCCAUCAUGGCAUGUGUCAUAGUUAUCUAGUGCUGCUAUAACAGAAAUACCACAAGUGGAUGUCUUUAACAAAGAGAAAUUUAUUCUCUCAGUUUAGGAGGCUAGAAGUCUGAAUUCAGGGCACCAGCUCUAGGGGAAGGCUUUGUGUCUCUGUCGGUUCUCAGGGAAGGUCCUUGUCAUCAAUCUUCCCCUGGUCUAGGAGCUUCUUAGUGCAGUGACCUGGGGUCCAAAGGAUAUGCUCUGCUCCUGGCUCUUUUUUCUUGGUGGUAGUCAGGUUCCCUCCCUUUCUGCUCACUUACAUCUCAAAAGAGACUGGCUCAAGAUACAACCUAAUCCUGUAAAUUGUGUCCUGCCUCAUUAACAUAACUGCUUCUAAUCUUGACUCAUUAACAUCACAGAGGUUAGUAUUUACAACGCAUAGGAUAAUUACAUCAGAUAACAAAAUGGGGGGACAACCACACAAUACUGGGAAUCAUGGCCUAUACAAGUUGACACACAUUUUUGGGGGGGGGGCACAAUUCAACCUGUAACAGUAUAAUCUGUAACAGUAUGCAUGUAGUCAAAAUGCUGGUUGCCAGUUUGUGUAUCUGUAUGUAUAUCAGGCUCCUUCCCCAAAGAGCAAGUUCUUUUCUCCUUCUUGCCUAGCAGAACAGAUUUCACCACUGUUAUGGACUGAAUUGUGUCCCCCCAAAAUAUGUGUGGUAAAUCCUAACCCCUACACCUGUGGAUGUAAUCCCUUUUGGGAAUAGGGUUUUCUUAAUGAGGCCAUAUCAGUUUGGGUGUGUUUUUGAGAUAUAGAAGAGAUUAGGCACAGGAGCAAACAAGCACAGAUGGGGAAGAUAGAUACACAGCACAUGAAGAUCAACAAGGAACCGAGGAAUAGUAGCUGAAAAGAGACAAGCCCUUUCUCCCCCCAGAGCUGACACAGAGAGAAAGCCUUCCCAGGGCCAGUGCCCUGAAUUUGAACUUUUAGCCUCCUAAACUGUGAGAAAAUAAAUUUCUGUUUAUUAAAGGCACCCACUUGUGGUAUUUCUGUUAUAGCAGCACGAAGAAACUAAGAUAGCCACCUAAAAGGAACUGAAGAAUUUAAAGCCAAUUCCACCCUGAGAAGGUGAGCUAUUUAUAGAAGCUAUCUUUUAUCUGCUAAGGUAGGAGGACUUUAAUAUCAUCAACUUGAUAAAAGAGCUUCUCAGUUAUUAGAAUGUGUGCAAGCAUAGGGAACAAGAAUGAGCAACAUUUUCCAUAAUCCAAGGGUAUGCAUUUGGUUCCUUUAACCUGCGCAGUUUCUGUCACCAUGAGAAGCAGACUAGAUCUGAGAGAAAAAGAAUCCGUGACAUUUAGAGCUGGAAGCUCUUCGUUGGCUGUGGAGAGUACAAACAUCUUGAUCCAAAUUCCAGGCAAGAUCUCAAAUGCUCUGGGCAGGAUUCUGAUCCUUGAAGGGUCCGGCAUUAUAAACAAAACUCUAAUAUUGCCAGAGACCAUUUCUCCAUUCAAAUGAGCCAGAACUCUUGUCAUUUAUUCGUUCAGCAAACGUAUUCAGUGCCUGCUUUGUAUCCAAGGGAACAGUGGUGGUUCAGUGGUAGAAUUCUUGUCUUCCAUGCAGGAGACCCGAGUUCAAUUCCCAGCCAGUGUACCUCAUGCACCUCAAGUGCAGCCACCACUCGUCUGUCAGUGGAGGCUUGUGUGUGGCUAUGAUGCUGAACAGGUUUCAGCGGAGCUUCUAGAUGAAGACAGACCAGGGAGAAAGGCCUGGUGAUCUCCUUUCAAAAAAUCAGCCAGUGAAAACCCUAUGGAUCUCAAUAGCCCAAUCCUGUUGUGCAUGGGGCACAGCAACAACACCAGCAACUGUGUACCCGAGAUUAUCUGGAUGCCGGGAUAUGUCACAGGACAGAUGUGGUCCUUGUUCCAUUGGGCUUAUAAUAUAGUGUGAAAAACAUACAUUAUAAUUAGGUGAAACGUUCUGUGCUAGGUCAUGGUGCAGCUCUGAAAGCACAAAAAGGCAAUAGGCCUUCCAUCUCUACUUUGUUCCCAGAACACUGGCAGUUGGGCUUAUGUGCUCUAAAAGGAAGACCAGAGGAUCCUUCUCAGGAGAAAUUAAACAGCCUUCAAGAAAAGACCCUACAUUAUUGUAAUUGCUGUCAAUAAGUUGUACACCUGUAAAAAGUUGAAUGGGCAAAAGUUGUGUGAUAGAUAUAUUUACAACAACAAUAACAGAAAAGUAGCUGCUGAGGCUGCUUAUGUGUACAACCAAACACAUCAUGGAAUUUGGUUCCUUGGUUUGGAGGUUUACGGUCAUGGUUUCAUGGAACAUCCCAGUUAAUUGGCCUAAUAAUGUUUAGUGCUUCCGUUCUACCUCUUUGUUGAAUAGUUUCUGGGGUCUUAAAAGCUCACAAGCAGCCAUCCAAGGCACAACAAUUGGUCUCUACUCACCUGGAGAAACAGAGGAAGAAGGAGAGUAAAGAAUAGGAAGAGGAUAUGGAAUGCUUGGCUAAUUGCCUCUAUGAACAAGUGCCACCUUUGCCAUGAGACCAGAAGAACUGGUUGGUGCCUGGCUACAAUUGCUGAACAUUUUGAUCAAAGAUUCCAUAGAAUCAAAAGAGAGAAAAUGCAUAAGAGAAUUUAAAAUUCUCAUGGACUUUAAAGUUUCUGGAGCCAUGGAGGGUGGAUGAACCCCUGAAACUAUUGCCCUGAGAUCAUCUUUAAACCUUAAACCAAAAAUAUUCCCUGAAGUCUUCUUAAAACCAAAUAAUAGUUUAGCUUAACUAGUAAAAAAUGUCUGCCUUGAGCAUUAAGCUCUUUUAAAAACUAUAUGGGAUCAAACUGAUGACAGCAACUUGAAAUAUUAGAUAGGAAUCUUAGGGGACAAUGAAUUUAUGUUAAUGAGGGAGGAACAACUCAGAAAAGGAAGGUGAAAAUGGUUGCACAACUCAAAGAAUGUAAUCAGUGUCACUAAAUAGUUCAUGUAGAAACUCAAAUUGGUGUGUUUUGCUGUGUAUAUUCUCAACAACAACAACAAAAUAAAUUAAUAAUAAAAGAACCAAAAAAUAAAAUAAAAAUCACUCUGGAAAAAAAAAAAA
Messenger RNA from Loxodonta africana (African savanna elephant), 11885 nucleotides. RefSeq names its product solute carrier family 30 member 6 (gene SLC30A6). NCBI's taxonomy places the organism in Eukaryota, Metazoa, Chordata, Mammalia, Proboscidea, Elephantidae. Bases 284 to 1672 code for a protein of 462 amino acids. The record is from RefSeq and is a predicted model, not a curated record. The transcript has 15 exons. Gene Ontology annotation, cellular component: membrane; Golgi apparatus. Gene Ontology annotation, molecular function: monoatomic cation transmembrane transporter activity. Gene Ontology annotation, biological process: zinc ion transport; transmembrane transport.